Selaginella moellendorffii is the source of this 432-nucleotide messenger RNA. RefSeq names its product protein PXR1-like. The transcript has a single exon. The coding region runs from base 1 to 432 and encodes 143 amino acids. Lineage: Eukaryota; Viridiplantae; Streptophyta; Lycopodiopsida; Selaginellales; Selaginellaceae. The record is from RefSeq and is a predicted model, not a curated record.
AUGAAGGCUGCUCUAGUGUUUCUUGUGCUUGUGUUCACCACGUUCGAGGUCACUUUGUCUUCUUCAAGUAGGGAUCUCUUGUCCGUCGGUGGAGUUCAUGAACAGCAGGAUUCACCAGCCGCUCUAUCUUUCGGGGAUGAUGGUGACGAUUUUCACCAAGGCAUGGACAGGAAGAGGAGCCACAAUGGCAACAACAUCAACAUCAACAUCAAUUUCAAGUGUAAGGAUGAUCAUGUAGAUUCAAAGGACGAUAACAAGGCUAAGGAUGACACAAGAGAGAAGAAACACAAGGAAGUCAAGGAUGACAAGAGGGAGGAGAAGAAAAAAGAGGAUAUGGAUGACAAGAGCAAGGAGAAGGACGAGAAAGACAAGGAUAUGGAUGGCAAGGACAAGAGCAAGGACAAAGACGACGAGGAGAGAGUGUUUCCCUAG